AUGUCUUACUUCGAAGCUCAUCCGUAUUCAUCUUCUAAUGAUGCAUCUCCUUCUUCACCUGUAUCAACUAUCCUCUCUGGAUACAGCACCCCUGCUUCUGAGAUCGACGAGCCUACAUCCUUCAUUUCGGAUGGACCCAAUGCUCGCCGAUCCCAGUACGUUCUUGUCGUUGGCGGUCUAGGAUACAUUGGCAGUCAUACGUCAUUGGAACUCCUCAGAGCCGGGUUCAAUGUUGUCAUUGUUGACAAUUUGGACAAUUCGUACCUGUCAACACUGGACCGCAUCAAGGAGCUGCGAGAUGAUCACUACCGAAACUCUUCAUGGAAUCCAUCUCUUACGUUCCACGAAGCCGACUAUCGAAACGAGCACGCCAUGUCUGUCAUUCUCAAACGGUAUAGCGCUGGACUGUCGGGAUCCGUCAUCGAGGGCGUCAUCCACUUCGCUGCUCACAAGGCUGUUUCCGAAAGUAUCCAGCAGCCACUGCGGUACUAUUCCAACAACGUCGCAGGCAUGGUCACCUUCUGCACGUUAUUGGACAGCCUGAACAUCAAGAACCUUAUCUUUUCUUCUUCCGCCGCCGUUUAUGGUGAAGUGACAUCCGAGGUUGGGCUGCGGAUAAGCGAGAAUCAUUGCCUUCACGAAACCCGGGAUUGGCUUGAUGCUGCAGGAAAGAAGCAAGUCACGCAAGGCGGCUGCACGGCGAUCUCAAAUCCCGACGGUCGUUCUAAAUGGAUGUGCGAGGCUAUUUUGAAUGACUUAGCGGUCUCAGACCCAGAGUGGUCCAUUGUGGCUUUGCGCUACUUCAACCCCAUAGGCUGCGAUGCUUCUGGCAAGCUAGGAGAAUACCCUAGGACAGAACCCAGCAAUCUCAUGCCUAGCCUGCUUCGAGUCAUGAACGGACAGAUGCCGCAUCUCAAGAUCUUCGGCACGGACUGGGAUACCAGGGAUGGUACGGCAAUGCGCGACUUUAUCCAUGUCAGCGAUCUGGCGUUGGGCCAUGUUGCUGCUCUCAAAGCGGUUGGUGAGUCGCGGCUGGAACCAGGAUUCCACACGUACAACCUAGGCACCGGCGAUGGUAGCUCGGUCAAGGAAAUUGUGACAGCAAUGCAAACCUGUUCAGGAAAGGUCAUAGAAACGCAGGAGGUUGGACGUCGUGCGGGUGACGUAGGCGUUGUUGUGGCUGACCCCACGAGGGCAGCUAUAGAGCUCGAGUGGAAGACGGCAAAGUCGAUCGAAAACUGCUGCCAGGAUCUGUGCCGCUUUCUUCAGAUUGAUGCGUCUGCGGCAUGUAGUUGA
This is a messenger RNA of Alternaria arborescens, 1296 nucleotides long. RefSeq lists its product as hypothetical. Gene Ontology annotation, cellular component: cytosol. Lineage: Eukaryota; Fungi; Ascomycota; Dothideomycetes; Pleosporales; Pleosporaceae. The record is from RefSeq and is a predicted model, not a curated record. Gene Ontology annotation, biological process: beta-D-galactose catabolic process via UDP-galactose, Leloir pathway. Gene Ontology annotation, molecular function: UDP-glucose 4-epimerase activity. The coding region runs from base 1 to 1296 and encodes 431 amino acids. The transcript has a single exon.